Molecule: messenger RNA, 3186 nt
Organism: Triticum aestivum (bread wheat)
Lineage: Eukaryota; Viridiplantae; Streptophyta; Magnoliopsida; Poales; Poaceae
Product: probable LRR receptor-like serine/threonine-protein kinase At1g51810
Exons: 14
Coding region: 1-3108 (1035 amino acids)
Biological process (GO): protein phosphorylation
Molecular function (GO): protein kinase activity; ATP binding; protein binding
Source: RefSeq, a predicted model, not a curated record
AUGGUGAUCAGCUUCAGUUGCUCAGCAAGUAGAAAACUGACAUGGAUCAUGGCCUUGCUGUUCAUGAUGACUCAGGUCUAUGGCCAGUCUACUUCGGGGUUCAUAGGCAUUGAUUGCGGAAACAAACGCACCUACAACGACAGCAUAACAGGAAUACAGUACCAUUCUGAUGAUGGAUUUGUCGAUGACCCCCCUUUCCUCUCUCGCGACCGCGCCGCCUCCCCGCGGGCGGCCGGCCGCGCUUCCGUCCCCCUUCUCCAGAGGCCUUCCCCCGCCACCUUCCCCCCCGCCGCCGCCGGCGUGCGGUGCCGGGCUUGCCCCGGGCGGCGCCGGUGGCGGCGGCCCCUGCUUUUCCCCUCCCGGAGGCGACCUGCGCGGGGCGGCGCGUUUCCUGGUGUGUGCUCAGGCGGCGGCGGUCCGGCGCGGCGGCGGGGCAACCUGGCGCAGGCGUGGGAGGCUGGCUGCGCGGCGGCGCUGCCGUUGGCGGCGGAGCUCGCGGUGGUGGGGGUGGCGGCGCCUGCUCGGCCCAGAUCUGGGCCCCUUCGGGCCCAUCUGGGCCGCGGCGGGCCGGUGGCUUCUCAUCGACGGCGGAGCCCCCUGGAGGUGCAGUUCGGGCGUAGGAAGGCUGGGUGGGGGCGGCACCGUCGCCGGCUUGCUGCAGCGGGGCGGCAGCGGCUUUGCGGGCCCGAGAUGGGCCUGGCCGGGCCUGGGGUGGCCUGUACGAUGAGCGGAUCGCUUUCUCGGUUUGGGCUCCAUAUCGGUGUCAAUUUCUGGGAGGCGGUGAACUUGACCAAUUGGGAUCCAUCAAGCACAAUAUGGAAGGAGGUGCUCACCGUUGCUCCGGGCAACAACCUGUCGGUCUGCCUGAUAAACUUCGGUACAGGGACACUGUUCGUGUCUUCGUUGGAGCUGAGGCCACUGCAAGAUGUGAUGUACCCUUUUGUGAAUUCUUCGGUGUCAAUCAGCUAUUUUAGACGGAUCAGAUUUGGUCAAGCCACUGACUUCAUCACAAGAUAUCCAUUGGACCCUUACGACCGGUUCUGGGAGGGCUGGUCUUUCUCCUACAACACCUACCCCUGGAUGACCCUAAACACUAGCAGUCCAGUGAGGAGGCUACCCGGCGACAACACCUUCCAGGUACCAGAGGGCAUCCUCCAGCAGGCCAGCACCCUAGACACAAACUACUCCUUCUUCGAGAUCAAUGUGGCAGUGGGUCCCAACCUGGACCCAACGAACCUGCAGCUUCUCCCGAUCUUCCACUUUGCCGAGGUCGUUGACAACAAUCCAAAUAGGUCAUUCAACAUCUACAGCGGCGACGAAAUGUUGUUCCCAGACUUCUCACCUUCACGAUCCCAGGUGGACAGCAUGCACCAGAAUGGGCGCUUCUUGCAUAACCCCGCAGCCUCCUUCCUCCUGAACAAGACCAACAACUCGGUGCUCCCACCGCUCAUCAAUGCGUUCGAGCUGUACUCUCUCGUCCGGAUGGAUAACCUCACCACUGACUCCAACGACGUCAAAUACAUGAAAGAAGUCAAGAAGCACUACAGUGUGGCACGAAUAAACUGGAAUGGUGAUCCAUGCUCACCGAGAGAGUAUUCUUGGGAAGGUUUGACUUGCGACUACUCUAAGAGCAACCCGAAUCCGAGGAUCGUCGCAGUAAAUCUGUCUACCAGCAGACUGAAAGGUGGAUUAACCAUAUCAUUCAUGAACAUGGUAUCACUGGAAACCCUGGAUUUGUCACACAACAAUUUGACAGGAGGUAUUCCAGAGUACGAAAUGAAGUCAAUGAAAGUUUUUGAUUUGUCAUAUAACCAGCUCGAUGGACCAAUCCCUCAUUCUAUUCUUCAAAGAUAUCAGGCUGGUCUGCUUGACUUAAGAUUAGAAGGCAAUCCUAUAUGCUCAAAAGUCAAAGAUACAUAUUGUUCAAAUAAGAAGAACACCACAGCCGCCAUGCUCAUUGCAGUGAUAGUUCCUGUGGUACUGGUGUCCCUCCUAGUAGUGAUGGGCACACUCUGGAAGUUAUACUGGAAAGGGAAGUCGGGAAACGAUAAAGAGUAUGCUAUGUAUGAAGAGGAGACUCCCCUACAUAUUGAUAUCAGACGGUUCACGUAUGCAGAGCUGAAGUUCAUAACUAAUGACUUCCAAUCGAUCAUUGGAAAAGGAGGUUUUGGUAUCGUUUAUCAUGGCACACUGGAAAAUGGUGAUGAGGUAGCUGUUAAGGUGCUUAAGGAGACAUCAAUAUCAGAAUCAACAGACUUCCUCCCUGAGGUGCAAACCUUGUCGAAAGUUCAUCACAAGAAUCUCGUGACUUUGCAAGGAUAUUGCCAGAACAAGAAGUGCCUUGCACUCGUUUAUGACUUCAUGCCUAGAGGAAAUCUUAAACAGCUUUUAAAAGGAGGAGAUGACUAUAGUUUGACUUGGGAACAGCGACUUCAUAUUGCCCUUGAUGCUGCGCAAGGACUGGAGUAUCUACAUGAGUCAUGCACCCCAUCAAUAGUGCACAGAGAUGUGAAGACCCCAAACAUCCUUCUGGACAAGAAUCUGGUGGGGGUAAUAUCUGAUUUUGGGCUUUCACGUGCUUUUAAUGAUGCUCACACACACAUAUCUACUGCUGCUGCUGGCACUCUUGGCUACUUCGACCCUGGGUACCAUGCAACUUUCAAAAUCACCACCAAAACAGAUGUUUACAGCUUCGGUAUCGUGCUAUUGGAGAUCAUCACGGGCCAAUCCCCGGUAGUUAUGGACCCUCAAGCUGUCCACCUACCAAAUUGGGUGCGGCAAAAGAGAGCUAACGGCAGCAUCCACGAUGUUGUAGACAAGAAACUGCUGGAUCUGUACGAUGCCAGUUCCCUGGAGAGUGUAGUGGACCUUGCCAUGAACUGCCUCGAAAGCGCAGCCGUCAACAGGCCGACCAUGACCAAGGUUGCUUCAAGGCUCAAAGUGUGGUUGCCAGCUAUUUCUGGGACCCCUCGACGGACGGACUCCAUGGAUACUGAAAUUCCAAGGCAGUUCCGGCUGAUGAUUUCAAGAGCAAGAAACGAGGGGAGAUCCUUCCAGUCUGGCUAUACCAAUGGGAUUUCACAAACGAGCCUCUUUUCUGGACGGUGAAAGGGAGACGCCAAGUGUGUUUAUUGUUGGAUCCUCUUAGAUAAUGUUUGGUAAGUUGCUUAACUGCGUUGCAAUUGA